AUGGAACUCAACCGAGAACGUUUUCGACCCAUAAUUUAUUACAACUUUCAGAGACAAGUAUCGCAACAAGAAUGCCUUGCUGAGUUACUGUCUGUUUUCGGCAACGAAGCACCACAUCAGUCGACAAUUUCCCGUUGGUAUGGAGAAUUCAGACGUGGACGGGUGAGUCUUAGCGACGAUCCCAGGGUGGGUGCACCAAAAACGGCAGUCACGCAGGAAAACGUCGAUGCUGCGCGCAAACUCAUCGUUGAAGAUAGACAUGCGACAUAUCGCGAAAUUGAGGGGUCCUUGAAGAUCUCAAAGACCUCAAUUCAAAAAAAUUUACAUGAAGGAUUAGGAGUAAGAAGAUUAGUUUCUCGUUGGAAACCCCACCUGUUGACUGAAGAGCAGAAAGCAGCCAGGGUUAAUUGGUGUGAAGAAAAGCCAACAAAGGUCAUCCGUUCUCGAUUUGUUUCGAAAAAGAUGGUCGCGACAUUUGUGUCAAAAGCGAGUCAUACUGCAACAAUUCCUCUUAAUGAGCAAAUAACUCUUCGAAAAAUCAACCUCGAAAGAAGAAGAAUCAUACUCCACCAAGACAAUGCAAGCCCACACACAGCCCAAAAAACAAGGCAGUAUUUAACGGUAGAAAACGUGGAAUUAUUGGACCAUCCUUCAUAUAGUCCCGAUCUAAUCACCGGAAGAAGCAGUGACGCAUUCAAAAAUGCCGUUUUGGAUCUGCCAGCAAACGAGUGGAAUAAGUGCUUCGAAAAUUGGUUCGAGCGCAUGCAGAUGUGUAUUAAUCUUCGUGGAGAAUACUUCGAAAAACAAUAA
This is a messenger RNA of Acanthoscelides obtectus, 810 nucleotides long. The record is from the annotation of a GenBank genome assembly. Lineage: Eukaryota; Metazoa; Arthropoda; Insecta; Coleoptera; Chrysomelidae.